Molecule: messenger RNA, 1083 nt
Organism: Calliphora vicina (urban bluebottle blowfly)
Lineage: Eukaryota; Metazoa; Arthropoda; Insecta; Diptera; Calliphoridae
Product: 27 kDa hemolymph protein-like
Exons: 2
Coding region: 16-939 (307 amino acids)
Source: RefSeq, a predicted model, not a curated record
AAAAAUUAUAACAAAAUGUUGAAACUGCGCUUAUUUGUGAUAGUUAUUGUGGCCACCAUUAGUGUGUUAUUAAUGACACAAUCAGAGGCUGUUAAUGUCAGUCAGAUGGAAACUUUAAAAAAUCAAUUUUUACCAGCGGAAUAUAGAAAUACAAAUUUCACUUUUGAUGACCUGAAACGAGUUUUCAAAGAAAAAUGCAAAAAAGCUUCCGGUGUGGACAAUUCCACUUUGUACCAAGAAGUGGAAAAAGAGGCUCUUAAAUUUACCAAAUGCCUCUCGGGUAUAGCAAACUUAACUGCCCUGCAAGAAGAAAUCGAAAUUGCUCGUCCUAUUGGUGAAUUGGAUACCGUCUUCCACAAAUACUGUCUAAAAGCUCCAGAGGGUGAAAAGUGCUUUAGAGAAUUCAACACCGCUGUUCAGCCCUGUCUGAGCAAAGAUGAAAAAACUCAAAAUGCCAUAAUGGUGCGUAUUUUCACCGGCCUAUUGGGUUUCAUGUGUGCCCGAGGUGGUGAUCAAAUUGCUUUGUUUGUGGCCGAAGAGGGACCCGAAUGUUUUGAGGCUAACAAGGAAGCUAUUACCCACUGUGCCAAUAAAUCGUUUACUGAGUUUGUUCCCAAGGAUGGUUCGGUUCCAGAUUUAUUCAAUCUACCCGAUUUUGUGGUUGAACCUGAGCACUGCAUUGAUUUGGUUAAAUUUGAGAGCUGCACCUUGCAUCAUUUGGAACAGUGCCAGGAAAUUACGCCCGCCAAUGUGGCCGAAUCUGUUUUCAAAUUCAUUAAAAAUGAGACCAGCUGCAAAAGUUGGUUGGACAACAAGGCCAGCGAAAGAUCAAUUUUGAAAGAUCCCAAAAAGGGUUCAGCUUCUUCUCUAGCACAAAUAAGCAUUUUAUGUUGUUUAAUGGCUUCAUUUGUAAGCCUAUUUGUGAGAUAUUUUGUUUGAACAGAGACUAGUUUUUAAAUUUUGUUAAUUGUGAUUUUAUCUGUUAGAGAUUUCUUUAUUUUGUUUUUUUUCCUUAGUCUGUAAUAUUUAUUUAUAUUUUCUUAGUACAAGUAUGUAUAAAUAAAAGAAAUGUUUAACAAAAUU